Molecule: messenger RNA, 1746 nt
Organism: Oncorhynchus keta (chum salmon)
Lineage: Eukaryota; Metazoa; Chordata; Actinopteri; Salmoniformes; Salmonidae
Exons: 2
Coding region: 12-1355 (447 amino acids)
Source: RefSeq, a predicted model, not a curated record
AGGUUACGGUGAUGUUUAAGGCCACUGAGGUUACGGUGAUGUUCAAGGCCACUGAGGUUACGGUGAUGUUUAAGGCCACUGAGGUUACGGUGAUGUUCAAGGCCACUGAGGUUACGGUGAUGUUUAAGGCCACUGAGGUUACGGUGAUGUUUAAGGCCACUGAGGUUACGGUGAUGUUCAAGGCCACUGAGGUUACGGUGAUGUUCAAGGCCACUGAGGUUACGGUGAUGUUCAAGGCCACUGAGGUUACGGUGAUGUUCAAGGCCACUGAGGUUACGGUGAUGUUCAAGGCCACUGAGGUUACGGUGAUGUUCAAGGCCACUGAGGUUACGGUGAUGUUCAAGGCCACUGAGGUUACGGUGAUGUUCAAGGCCACUGAGGUUACGGUGAUGUUCAAGGCCACUGAGGUUACGGUGAUGUUCAAGGCCACUGAGGUUACGGUGAUGUUCAAGGCCACUGAGGUUACGGUGAUGUUCAAGGCCACUGAGGUUACGGUGAUGUUCAAGGCCACUGAGGUUACGGUGAUGUUCAAGGCCACUGAGGUUACGGUGAUGUUCAAGGCCACUGAGGUUACGGUGAUGUUCAAGGCCACUGAGGUUACGGUGAUGUUCAAGGCCACUGAGGUUACGGUGAUGUUCAAGGCCACUGAGGUUACGGUGAUGUUCAAGGCCACUGAGGUUACGGUGAUGUUCAAGGCCACUGAGGUUACGGUGAUGUUCAAGGCCACUGAGGUUACGGUGAUGUUCAAGGCCACUGAGGUUACGGUGAUGUUCAAGGCCACUGAGGUUACGGUGAUGUUCAAGGCCACUGAGGUUACGGUGAUGUUCAAGGCCACUGAGGUUACGGUGAUGUUCAAGGCCACUGAGGUUACGGUGAUGUUCAAGGCCACUGAGGUUACGGUGAUGUUCAAGGCCACUGAGGUUACGGUGAUGUUCAAGGCCACUGAGGUUACGGUGAUGUUCAAGGCCACUGAGGUUACGGUGAUGUUCAAGGCCACUGAGGUUACGGUGAUGUUCAAGGCCACUGAGGUUACGGUGAUGUUCAAGGCCACUGAGGUUACGGUGAUGUUCAAGGCCACUGAGGUUACGGUGAUGUUUAAGGCUACUGAGGUUACGGUGAUGUUCAAGGCUACUGAGGUUACGGUGAUGUUUAAGGCUACUGAGGUUACGGUGAUGUUUAAGGCCACUGAGGUUACGGUGAUGUUUAAGGCCACUGAGGUUAUGGUGAUGUUUAAGGCUACUGAGGUUACGGUGAUGUUUAAGGCCACGGUGAUGUUUUCAUCUGACCACAUGUGGUUGCUGACUGUGCGUCUUCACGGUCGGGGUAUUUUUAUUUUAUUUUUAAUUAAAAACUAAAAAUAAGCCGCGAGCAUGUUACAACUAUGAAACAUAUCUGUUGGAACAAAAUAAUAAGACUAAACAGUUGAAUUAGGUGUUUUUUUUGUGGGGAUUUGUUCUUACAUAUACAGUAACAAACUAAUGAAAAUGCUAUUUUGCUACUUGAAAUGAGACAAAUAAUCUUAUUGUAAUGUUACUACUUAACACCUUCAAAUGAUUAUUUUAGCAAUGGCAUAUAUGAAAUGCAUUAAUCCAUUAAUUAAUGUUAAUGAAUGUUAGAAAGUUGCCAUCAGAAUGAUGGUCCCUACAGGCCUAGAAGUUUCAGUGCUAAUAGGAAUUCUGCUUCAAGUGAUUUUAUUGCUGUGAAACUCAGUUAAACAUUAUCAUGACAAGAGACUGAUUACACACA